This is a messenger RNA of Ambispora gerdemannii, 691 nucleotides long. NCBI's taxonomy places the organism in Eukaryota, Fungi, Glomeromycota, Glomeromycetes, Archaeosporales, Ambisporaceae. The record is from the annotation of a GenBank genome assembly.
AUGCCACCAGCUAGAAUCAUGGAGGAAAUGUUGAAAGAGUCUAAUAAGGAAGAAAAUAACGUCAAUGAUAUUAUUCACACUGUAGCUGCAACAGAACACUCGAACUCGAAGAUAGAGCAUAUCAGUGAUGCUUCACGGAUCGAAGUUGAUUAUCUUGACACUCAUUUGCUAGUACAUUUAGACAUUGCUAUUACUCAGAACAAGAUGAUAAAGGAGAUGGCUGAUCUUAUCAUUACUGAAGUUGAAGACAGAGAUGACUAUUCAUGGAAGGUGGAUAUCUAUCAUGAAUCUUUCCAUCCGCAUCCAAACCUUUGCAUUGAGAUGCCUAACGAACUAUGGGAAGAGAUCAAAACACACUCGCAUCUUACUGUAGUGGACUUAAAAAAUCACCUUCGACGUCAAAGAUACAAUAUAUCAAAAUACUCACCCAAGCAUAUUUACUUCUGGAAGUCUAUAACAAACCAAAAGCUAUUCCAAUGUUAUGAUGACCAUAUUGAAUCUGCGUGCAAGUUGCUCACUGAACACAACAGUCAUGUCUUCCAUUGGUGUUUAGAUAUAAGAUAUUCAAAGACCACAGCUAUUGGUUUUACCACUCCAUUGCUAGAUAAAAUCCAAAAUUAUGGCAUUAAUAUUACUGAGAUAUACAUGGAUGUCACUUAUAAGACUGCACGAGGAUGCUAUGAACUGUAUG